GGUGUGCUUGCAACUAUAUUAGCAUCAAGCUCUUGUGCCGAUACAUGGGAAUGGCUGAGAAGAAGAAGACACGACAUGACUCUUCCUCUUUAACGGCUGAUGAGUCCUUUGAGCAGCCAAACAGCUCCUGCAGUGAGCCGUCGGUCAGCGUACCAAAGACAACUGCAUCUAGGCCUACAGCUCCCAGUUGUGUCUCAAUGAAGAGUAAUAGAUCCAUGUCCCAACCGCUCAGUUUUGGUCUUCAAGAGGCACAAAGACAGCAGAGUGGGGAACCGUCCAGCAGUUCAGUGUCCAUGGAGGAUCCAGUCUAUUUCACUAGACACCAGAGAUAUCCUGAGGAAGACAUGAUUCUUACAGGGAGCGGCCUCAUUUUGAAAGGAAAGAAGAAUCUCAAAGAAGAAAUGCAAAAGCAAUUUACUUCGACGUACCAAGCUCAUGGUGAGCAGCAGAGUUCUCUAAACAGCAUCUACACAUCACUCUACAUCACCACCAGAGAGAGUGGAGCUCCACAUGAAGAACAUGCGUUCAGACACAUUAAACAUAAUUUGGAACUACAAUCUUCUAAACAUAUUAACCUCAGUGACAUCUUCAAACCUCUGCCUGGCCAAGAGAAACCCCCCAGAACAGUCCUGACGAAGGGCGUUGCAGGCAUUGGAAAAUCAUUCGCAGUGCAGAAAUUUAUUCUUGACUGGGCCGAGGAGAAAGAGAACCGGGACAUUGAUUUUGUUUUCAAUCUCGCUUUCCGAGAGCUGAAUUUGAGUUCAGGUAACAAAAGCUUGCACCAACUCCUGACUGAAUUUCACCCUGCGCUCCACGAUUUGAAAGAUUCAGAGGAUUUCAUCAGAGCCAGAGUCCUGGUGAUCCUGGACGGCCUGGAUGAAAGCAGACUUCAGCUGGACUUUGAGAACAAGCCGGUAACAUCUGUCAGUGAAGUAACAUCUGUGGGAAAUCUCCUUGCAAACCUCAUCCAGGGAAACCUUCUUCCUGAAGCUAACCUCUGGAUAACAUCCCGUCCAGCAGCAGCCAAUCAGAUCCCUGCAGAGUUUGUGGACAAGGUAAUGGAGAUAAGAGGGUUCAGUGACCCACAGAAAGAGGAGUACUUCAGGAGGAGGUUUCAUCAGGACUUGGGUCUUGCUGACAGGAUCAUUUCACACAUUCGCUCUUCACAGAGUCUGGACCUCAUGUGCCAGAUCCCGAUCUUCUGCUGGAUUUCUGCCGUAUUAUUUCAGGAGAGCUUUGGGGGAGACGAGACAGCUGAAGUUCCUCAAACUCUAACAGAGAUGAUGGCACAUUUCCUGUUUGUGCAGACGAAACGCAGAAGCAGAAAAUAUGAAAAGAUGACUGAGAGAAACAAAGAGACACUUCUGAAAACUCACAAGGAAUUUCUUCUGAAACUCGGCAAGCUCGCAUUUGUUCAUCUGCAGAAGAACAACCUCAUCUUCUAUGAUGAAGACCUAGAAGAAUGUGGGAUUGACAUAAAAGAGGCAGCCAUCUACUCUGGACUUUGUAACACAGUUCUUAGGGAAGAAGACGUCUUUUCUCAGAAAAAGGUCUUCUUCUUUGUGCACCUGACCAUACAGGAGUUCUUUGCAGCUCUUUUUGUCUUUGACUGCUUCACAAAGAAGAAUACAAAAGAGCUCGGCGACUUCCUCGACCUGAAGGACAAAGAACAUACUUUGCUUGAUCUUCUAAAGAUGACAGUUG
This is a messenger RNA of Micropterus dolomieu (smallmouth bass), 1704 nucleotides long. RefSeq names its product protein NLRC3-like. The record is from RefSeq and is a predicted model, not a curated record. The annotation marks the transcript as partial. Lineage: Eukaryota; Metazoa; Chordata; Actinopteri; Centrarchiformes; Centrarchidae. The transcript is spliced from 4 exons.